ACCACGAAAGUCGACGAGGUGCUAGCCAAGCUGAUAGCUUUCGAUCGUGAUUCUGGAGAAAACGGACGGGUCUCGUAUUCCUUGGCCGAAUCGUAUGGAGUUUUCCGGUUGGAUAGCAAUGACGGCUCUCUGACCUUGGUGCAACCAUUGACGAACCAGCAAGAGUAUCUGCUUACCGUGACCGCAAGCGACCACGGUACACCGGUGUUGUCGUCGACGAUUCCAGUCAGGAUCACAGUUACCAAGGAGGAAACUCAGCAACGUCCUCAAUUUCCCUAUCCCACUUAUGACUUCGUGGUCUCCGAAUCUCUUCCGUUGCACAUCGUAUUUGGAAACGUAUCCGUUGGUCAGCUUCCGUACUUCUACCGUAUCAUGGAUGCAAAGGCAUCCGAUGUGUUCGACAUUGACCAGUUAGGGACGUCUCUCACUGAAGGCCGGGCUCGAUCGAGAAACCAAGGAACUCUAUAA
Ostertagia ostertagi is the source of this 468-nucleotide messenger RNA. Lineage: Eukaryota; Metazoa; Nematoda; Chromadorea; Rhabditida; Trichostrongylidae. The record is from the annotation of a GenBank genome assembly.